Molecule: messenger RNA, 2608 nt
Organism: Sinocyclocheilus rhinocerous
Lineage: Eukaryota; Metazoa; Chordata; Actinopteri; Cypriniformes; Cyprinidae
Gene: creb3l1
Product: cAMP responsive element binding protein 3-like 1
Exons: 12
Coding region: 255-1832 (525 amino acids)
Biological process (GO): regulation of transcription by RNA polymerase II
Molecular function (GO): DNA-binding transcription factor activity, RNA polymerase II-specific; cAMP response element binding
Source: RefSeq, a predicted model, not a curated record
UUUGGAAGAAACACGCACGGCCACUCCGCUUUAAUCACGUCCAAUUUAUCCGACACUUCCAGAGAAGUGUAAAUGGGCAGACUAUAGACGCUCAGUGCAUGAAGGCGACUUGACAGUGCAGACGAGCGCACGUCGCUUAAGUCACACAUAUUACUGGUUGCGAUUUUUGAAUUGGAUUUCAACAGUUCUGCAACCUUUGAGAUAUUGUUAUUGUUUUCCUAGCCUUUUUUUAAUUAUUAUUAUUCACAGCCGAUAUGGACACCAUAUUGGACAACUUCGCUUCGGACAAACUUUUUCCCAAUUCCAACCUGUUGGACCUAGAGGAUCUGAAUGAGAGCGAUUUCUUAUCCAAUGUGCAUUUCUCCGAGCAGAUGGAGGAUUUCUCCAAUGACCUUUUCAACAGUUUCUUUGAUGAUCAUCUGUUGGCGGAGAGGAACCCAUUGUUGGAUAUGGAUCUGGACCCUCCAAACCCUGACAUCCAGGCAGAACACAGCUACUCUCUCAGCGGGGAUUCUGCCCCACAGAGUCCCUCUAUGCCCAUCAAAUCAGAUGAUGAUACAGACUCAGAAGGGAUGUGGUCAUUCAGUCAGGAUCUCACAGCCAUUCUAGUGAAGCAGGAGCCCAGCCUGAUGUCAGAAAACUGCCCUGAUACAUCGCCCCCUCUGGCCAACACCAGCACCUGCUCACAUCCCCUCACUCUUGCCCCUCCGCCACAGAGAAACCACACAGGGGAGAAGAGUUCCAAAGGCCUGAGGUCCAACUCCGUUCCUGCCAUCAAAGCAGAGCCCAGAGAGGUGAACCAGUUCCUCAGUGUGCCCUCAGAUGAGCAUCUGCGGUUGCCGCCCACUCCUCCCAGCAGCCAUGGCAGCGACAGCGACGGAUCCCAGAGCCCACAUUCACUGCCACCAUUAAGCCCUGGCCACCUACAGAGCCCACAUUCACUGCCUCCAUCCAGCCCUGCCCGGCUACAGGCCCGAACCUCCACAGCCAUCUCCUCGUCCCCUCUCCUCACCGCCCCGCAUAAGCUGCAGGGAACAUCAGGCCCUUUGAUGCUGACAGAGGAAGAGAAGAGGACUUUGAUCGCUGAGGGAUAUCCUGUCCCCAACAAACUACCGCUCACCAAAACUGAGGAGAAAGCCCUCAAACGAGUGCGCAGGAAAAUCAAAAACAAGAUCUCUGCACAGGAAAGCCGCAGGAAGAAGAAGGAAUACGUGGAGUGUUUGGAGAAAAGAGUUGAGAACUAUACUUCAGAGAACAAUGAACUGUGGAAAAAAGUAGAGACGCUCGAGAAUGCCAACAGGUCUCUACUACAACAGCUACAAAGACUUCAGGCUCUAGUGAGUGGAAAAGUGCCUCGGUCCUGCAAAAUCGCCUCCACGCAGACCGGAACCUGUCUAAUGGUGGUGGCGCUGUGUUUUGUGUUGGUGCUGGGCUCGCUGGCUCCCUGCCUGCCCGAGCUCUCCCUCUACUCUUCCUCCUUAUCCUCAUCAUCCUCACACACGGUGAAGUCUGCACCGCUGGCCUCAGGUGACCUCUACACCACCAGCCAGGUCCGCUCCCGCAGCCUGCUCUUCUAUGACGAGGGUGCCCCAGUGGAGGACGGCCACGGGCGCGUGCUGAGUGUGGAGAGGAUGGAGGGGGUGCCGCGACAUGUACAGGACCUGAAAGACAGCCAUGAGCAGGAUCAUUCUGCUCUUGUGAGCAGGUACUUGAGCCAGGCCCAGCCAGAGCCUGCAAGCUACAGCAACACGUCCGCGGCCCCACUCCGUCCCCCAGAACCACACUACCACUCGAGAAAGCGGGAUUCUGAGGGAGGAGCUGAAUAUUUCUAACCCCUCUGGGUGGAGCUGCCUCAUCACACAGGCCUCCACUGACGUCCGAUGAUCCUGCACUACUCGGCCCUCGACCCUUGCUGUUACAGACCCUGAGUGUCCUGACCCCACCCUGACAAACCAACAAGCCUCAUGACCACGAUCCAACCCACUUGACAUGCAUUCCAAUGACAUUCAGCCCCAGAACUGUGAGAAGAGAAAUGGGUCCAUCCAUACACCGAAACUCCCCUUUACCAGCAAGCACUGAGUUUAAGGACUAAGAGAGAGAAUAGAGGAUGUGGGCGGUUGUAGAUGCUGCUCUGUUUUAGAUGGAUGUGAGCCUGCAGCUCUAAAUUCACUAAACACUUCACACACAGGGUGUGGGAGGGAAAGUUCAUGUGUGUUUUGUUUUGAUUUUCUUCAAAUGCCAUGAGACUGUCCAUUUACUACAUAUCCCUACUUAAACCCCAAAGAACUUCUUUUUUCUCAUUAUGACUUCUUUUUAAAUCUCUGAAUGUUUUCCAGAAGGUGUAAUCACAGGUGCCUGACGUACUUUACGGUUUUGCAAAGCUUGCUUUGACAGGAUUUUCUUCCUCUGCCAUCUUGGCUUGUUUCUCCCUAAUAAAUUUAAGCUGGAUUGCACUUGUUUUGCACUAGGAAAACUAAUUGAUUUAAGUGCCUUCACAUUCUUUUUCAUGUAGUCAUAUUUAAAAAGCUCCUAACCGCAUAGUUUUCCCUUAAACCUCUUUUACUCUACUUUUAUUAAUGCAUUUUAUUUUUGUUUUCUACUUUUAAAA